Molecule: messenger RNA, 1309 nt
Organism: Penaeus indicus
Lineage: Eukaryota; Metazoa; Arthropoda; Malacostraca; Decapoda; Penaeidae
Exons: 2
Coding region: 20-1141 (373 amino acids)
Source: RefSeq, a predicted model, not a curated record
CAAUUCCUCCUUGUGCACCAUGAAGUUUCUGGCUGUUCUUUGCUUAGCCGGCUUGGCUGCGUCUGCCAGACUCCCUGGUUACAACUACCCUACUCCCGAAGGUGGAACGUUUGGUCACGGCGGGCCUGGACAUUCGACAGGAAUAACAGUCAGCCAUGACGAUUCCUCAGGGACAUUUGGACAGGGAAUUUCGACAGGCGGAGUCGUCAGUCAUGGAUCUACGUCAGGUGUGACUUUCGGCCAGGGAGUGACCACAGGAACCACCGUUAGCCAUGGAACUUCCUCGGGAACCUUUGUUCACGGGACGACGUCAGGAACUACAGUGAGCCACGGGACCUCAUCCCUUGGAUCUACAUCAGUAACCACUAGUCAUAUAGGGGGUGUAUCGGGAACGGCUGGCUUGGCGCCCUGCGUGGGUGAUCAGGUGCGACACGUGGAUGGUCGGUGCGUGACGCCUCGCGUGAAUCGCCGUGUCUUUCUCUACGACAUCCCUGCCAACGCCCACAUAACUGGACCCAUUAACAUCCCCGAACCUCGAGUCGAAACCAACAUUCUCUUAAUUCGCACACCCGAAGGAGGUGUUGGCAACAAUCCCAUCGUGGUUCCUCCGCCGCGACAGAACAACGUGGUUUACAUUCUCAACAAGCAAAGCACUCAUAGCCCAGGGUUGAUCGAAGUAGCUUCGCCUCCGCUUGAAGAGCCUGAGGUUUAUUUUGUCAACUACGCGGAAGGCGAAAACCCCAUCCUUCCAAAUGGGCAGGACCUCCAAUCGGCUCUUCUGACAGCAAGUCAAGCUUCUGGACUAACCAUUGGAUCAGUGGGUCAUACUGGCUCUAUCAGCGGUCAAGUCUCCGAUGACCAUUCCAGUGCUGUCGGAAUAAGUCAUUCCAUUUCAACUGGAGGCCAGUUCAUUGGCUCAGUUGGCCAGACCGGCAGUGUCGGAGGCCAGUUCACUGGCUCAGUUGGUCAGACAGGCAGUGUCGGAGGCCAGAUCAUUGGCUCAGUGGGACACACCAGCACCGUCGGAGGUGAAGUUCACGGAGCAGUUAUUCAAACCACAAGCGGUGGAAUUUCCGGCUCAACUUUGCAAGAUGCGGGUAGCUUCCCUGCUCCUCCCACCAGCCUCUACUCACUUCCUUAAGCUCUGUUGGCUGCCCGAUGCUGCUGCUAAUUUUUGUUGUAUUAAUAUAUUAGCUUCUGUAAUUUUUCAAUUAUAAUGCAGUCGUGGAAUUUAUAAGGAUUGACUAAUUGAUAUUUAUCGCGAUUGUGUAAUGUGGUCAUAGUUAUUCCAUUAAAAGUCUAGCCAAUA